GAAACCGUACAUAUAAUGAAGAAACGAGGAGUUAUGGAAGAGACUGGUAUUCCUCUUGAAGUACUCAAGAGUGAUAUCCACAAUCAUUUCAAACUGUUUGACAUGCUGGAGCCAUUGCUGCAGCAGCCUCCACGGUUCGAAAAGCAGCUAAAAUUCCAGAUCCUCCCAGAAAUGCAACGGAUGAUAAUAGAAAACUACUAUAAAUUUGACGAUUGUGUGAUACGAGAAAUUCUAGGAAAGAAGUUGUCCUCCAAGACUCGUAAGGAGUUAGAUGACGUUAGUGAGAGAAGUCGUGUUAACCUGAAGAGUUGUAGACGACAGUUUGAAAAUAUGAAACAUGUAUUUAAAGCCGUUGAGGAAAUGAGGGGAUCGUUAGAACAAAAUGUUCAGCAGAGUUUUCUACUCCCAAUAGAGCUUGCCAGAAAGUAUGCUGCUGUGGUUUUUAUUACAAGCAACAGAUUCGAAACUGGCAAAAAGAAGCUUGCCUAUCUGGAAUUUGAUGACUUUGCACAUUGUGCAAAUCUAAUGAUUACAAACUGGUCCUGUGCUUCGGCAGAUUGCCAGCGUGAAGACAUGUUGGAUGUUGACUUUGAUCGGGAUUUUCUUCAGGACCUGAAAGACUUAAAGAUACUGCUUGACAGAGACCUUAUUGAUGAGCAUAAAGGCAUAACGUGUAGAAAUCUCAAAGCAAGGCUAAGUGAAAAAGUAUGUAAUGAUCUGCAAGCAAACUUUAAGACUCUUUCUCGGUCACUUGUGAAUAUUGCCUGCAAUCUUAUACACAGCAAAGAACUGAGGGACCUCUUUGUAGAUCUUGUAGAGACGUUCAUAGAAACAUGUCGUGGAGCUCGUCUUUGUUACGACGAUGUCCGGUGCUUCCUUGAAGAAUACCAGCAAGCCGUCAAAUCUAUGGAGUUGAUAAAAAGGUCAAAUCUACAAAUUUACGGAACCUGGGAUCGUUACAUGAACACAGUUUCAAGUUGUUUACUGCAGUUGUACCAUAUAUAAUCACGUGUGCUAUUAUUGAUUCAAUUGUAAUUGCUCUUUCUGCACAAUCGGAAUUCAAUGAUACCUUUGACAAAUACACUAAAUACCAUGAAAUACACUGAAUACCAUGAAAUACGCUGAAUACCAUGAAAUACAAAGGCAGUAAAAAACAUCCUACCCAUCAUUUCUGUUAACAUUUAUAUACAUUUUGCGCAAAAUCUCACACAUGGGGGGUAUAUGCUAGGGGUUCUACACUAAGCAUUCAUACUGUGUGUGUUUGUGUGUGUGCGUGCGUGCGUGCACGUGUAUGUCUUUCAACUGAAUAGUCAUUUGUUGAAAAACUAUUAGUGCAAUGAUGUAUGCACAGGUAUAUAAUAUAUUUCUUAAUUUCUUAUCUAGAAUAUCAUAUCAAUUUUAGAAAUAAUUAUUGAAUAAACGUGAUUAUUAUUAGGA
Priapulus caudatus is the source of this 1437-nucleotide messenger RNA. Its product is annotated as acidic fibroblast growth factor intracellular-binding protein-like. Gene Ontology annotation, cellular component: nucleus. The record is from RefSeq and is a predicted model, not a curated record. The transcript is spliced from 9 exons. Lineage: Eukaryota; Metazoa; Priapulida; Priapulimorpha; Priapulimorphida; Priapulidae. The coding region runs from base 16 to 1005 and encodes 329 amino acids.